This is a messenger RNA of Penicillium canescens, 222 nucleotides long. RefSeq lists its product as uncharacterized. The record is from RefSeq and is a predicted model, not a curated record. Bases 1 to 222 code for a protein of 73 amino acids. The transcript has 2 exons. Lineage: Eukaryota; Fungi; Ascomycota; Eurotiomycetes; Eurotiales; Aspergillaceae.
AUGGAUAAUGCCUCCUUAUUUCUCCAGAAACAUUUCCUGCACUGGGUGGAAGCAAUGAGCAUACUGGGUCUUGUAUCUGAAGUUGUGGGGAUUAUUAAUCUCCUGCAGACGGUUGUACCUGGCGACAAAGAUAAUGAAAUAUCUGCGUUCCUGCAUGAUGCAAAGCGCUUUGUUCUUAAAAACCGACAAAUGGCUGAUGACGCGCCCCUCCAACUCUAUUGA